CAAACAGCCCGCCUCUCAUUCACGCCAGUCUCACUCUCCGACACAGUCGCACUCCACGAGCUCCGCACCGAGCCCGAGGUGAUGAAAUGGACUCGCCAGAAACGCCCAGACACCUGUCUCCAGGAGACGGAGGAUUGGAUCAGAAAGGCUAUGCCUCUUACUGAUAGUAUGCAUCAUAGCACUAAACAGAAAGACAGGAUAGUCGGGAUAGUUGGGAUUCGGGAGUCGGAGUCUCUGUUUUCAAAGGCGAAGCUGUAUGAACUGGGGUAUAUGUUUGUGCCGGGCGUUUGGGGGCGGGGGUAUGCGAGUGAGUCUGUGAAGGGGAUUUUGGGGUGGUGGGUUGAACAUCUUCGGGAGUUGAAUGCCCUUGAGGGUUCUGGAAGUAAAGGGAAGGAGGGAGAGGUGGUGGAUGAGGAACGGGUGUAUGCGAUUGUUGCGAAGGCGAAUGGGGGAAGUAUGAGAGUGAUGGAGAAAGCUGGGUUUUGGAAGACUAAUGAAGAAGUGGGUAGUGACGAUGGGAGU
This is a messenger RNA of Aspergillus versicolor CBS 583.65, 522 nucleotides long. RefSeq names its product GNAT family N-acetyltransferase. Gene Ontology annotation, molecular function: acyltransferase activity, transferring groups other than amino-acyl groups. The transcript is spliced from 2 exons. The annotation marks the transcript as partial. The record is from RefSeq and is a predicted model, not a curated record. NCBI's taxonomy places the organism in Eukaryota, Fungi, Ascomycota, Eurotiomycetes, Eurotiales, Aspergillaceae.